AUGCCCGGCGUGCUGCCCCGGACGCUGCCCGCCGCCCUCGGGCGGGGCUGCCUGGGCCGCUGGCUGCUCGCCACUCGCGGGUGGGCGCUCCUGGGGGCCGGCACCCCGUCCUGCUCCUGCCCGCGCUGGCGGCACCAGCCCCCGCUGCUGCUCGGGGCCGCCCGUCGGAGCUUCGGGACGCGGGCGGGAGGGCUGAAAGCUGCAAAACCUGGAGAUAAUAGCAAGGAUGUGUCCGUGCAAAGGGCGCUGAACGAGGAAACGCUGGUGUCGGCAGCUCAGAAAGUGAAAGAAGCUGGAAGAGACUUUACCUAUUUUAUUGUGGUGCUUGUUGGAAUUGGUGUUACAGGUGGUUUGUUCUAUGUGGUUUUUAAAGAGCUGUUCUCUUCUUCUAGUCCAAAUAAGAUCUAUGGAGAUGCCUUGGAGAAAUGCAGAUCUCACCCUGAGAUAAUUGGUGUUUUUGGUGACUCUAUCAAAGGUUAUGGAGAGGCAACAAGAAGAGGAAGACGACAGCAUGUCAGUCACAUUGAAUACGUAAAGGAUGGACUGAAACACAUGCGUUUGAAGUUCUAUAUUGAGGGCACUGAAUCAGGGAAACAGGGAACAGUCCAUGUGGAAGUCAAAGAGAAUCUUGAAACAGGAAGAUUCGAUGUUCGCUACAUAUUUGUGGAUGUUGAGACAUAUCCGAGAAGAACCAUUGUCAUAGAGGACAACAGAUAGCCAAUGAUCAAAGCUGCUGCCUUACCUCACAUUGGAAAAUGUUGUUGUAACCAGCCUGCAUAUGGAUUGUGUGGUGUUGCCAAUUGUGUCUCGCAGCUUCAGGGCUGUGUUAAGGGAUGUAGCCUCUCAGGGCCUCCACUAAGGACUUUUGAUAAUAACAGAUAUGUGAUUUGAAGUGAAACCAGUGAAAUAUAGCCAAAUGAUCAUGGUAGAUAUUCUUGACAUAGGAAAAUAAUGUCUCCUAAUAAACAGUUUAAUGCUGGAUAAUACCUCUGCACACCCAAAACCUGAGUUUUCCAAGGUUUUAGGUUUGGAUGGGGAGUUUUUUGUCUUCCUUGGCUUGGAUUUCCCACUACCACUGCAAUAAAGAAAGGGGUGGUUUAACUGUA
Agelaius phoeniceus (red-winged blackbird) is the source of this 1106-nucleotide messenger RNA. RefSeq names its product translocase of inner mitochondrial membrane 21 (gene TIMM21). Gene Ontology annotation, biological process: protein import into mitochondrial matrix. The record is from RefSeq and is a predicted model, not a curated record. Lineage: Eukaryota; Metazoa; Chordata; Aves; Passeriformes; Icteridae. Gene Ontology annotation, cellular component: TIM23 mitochondrial import inner membrane translocase complex.